Limanda limanda (common dab) is the source of this 812-nucleotide messenger RNA. RefSeq names its product IGFBP domain-containing protein. Gene Ontology annotation, molecular function: insulin-like growth factor binding. Bases 1 to 684 code for a protein of 227 amino acids. The transcript has 4 exons. The record is from RefSeq and is a predicted model, not a curated record. Gene Ontology annotation, biological process: regulation of signal transduction; regulation of cell growth. Gene Ontology annotation, cellular component: extracellular region. NCBI's taxonomy places the organism in Eukaryota, Metazoa, Chordata, Actinopteri, Pleuronectiformes, Pleuronectidae.
AUGUGGAUGCUCUUCUUGCUGGGUGCCCUGCUGGGAGCGUUGGGAUCAGAGGAGACGCCCUCUGGGGCCACUCAGCAGCUUCAGGCCCUUCACUGCCCGCCCUGUGAGAGGAUACACUGCUCCACCCGGCGGGCACUGAGGCUCCAGUGUAAAGGUGGUGUCACCACGGGUGUGUGCGGCUGCUGCCCCGUGUGUGCCAGGACAGAGGGCGAGACCUGUGGGGGGACGUGGGACUAUCUGGGCAAGUGUGAUGAGGGACUGGUGUGUGUUUACCAGGACGCAGCAGCUGACAAAGCAGAGGAAGAGAGCAGAGGCCUCUGUCGAACAGUGAUUGAACCAUUGGAUCCAGAGACGUGUCACCCAGAGUGCACCAAGGAAUUCUGUCAGGCCCAUCCGUCUGACAUCUGCUCUGCCAGAUCCGUGUCUCUGGAGAAAAGCUCGUGCCAGGGCUCUUGCCAACACACCUCCUGUUCAAGCUGUCUGCUGCUGAAGCCCCCAACGUGUCCUCAGACCUGCGGCCCCUCGGAUUCCACCUGUCUGCACCGCUUUGGGAAGUGUGUGCACCAUCACCUGAAGGCAGCUCACAGUCCCGUGUGCCACAGCGACCUGCAGAAUAAUCCUGAGGGGAAUUUUGUGUGUUUUGUCCCGGCCUGUGUGAACACACCAAGUCAACCCGAUGCGUGAGAAGAAGAAAUCCACAGAAGAUCUUCAAACAGAAGAUCUUCACCAGCUUAUGUAGCACGGUGAAAAAAGGCAGCUAUCUGUGAACUUUGUAUAUUUCAUUUUAUGUAAACCUGAGUGUAAUCCUGUGA